AUGUGGACCUGGAUCUCGCCGGAUGGUAAAACAAAAAACGAAAUUGAUUUUAUCAUGACCAACAGAAACAGCUACUUUACAAACUUUACCGUCAUUAGAAGAUUUAACUUCAAUACCAACCACAGGCUCAUUAGAACUGAACUCCAAAUAAAUGAACCAAAGAAGGCUAGACCGAGACAAGAUUUAGGAAAUACAAAACUCAACGAACAGCAAUUGGAGCAAAUAACAACAGCCCUAAGAACUGAACUAGGAGACUUCAAAGAGAAGACCAAGGAACUAGAAACCCAGGAUAAAUACAACUAUAUAGAGAAUGCUAUCAAAACCCAAAUUAAACUCAUAGCAGAUACUAAAAUUGAUGCAAAAGGAAUACUAUCAACAGCCACUUUAAAUCUCCUAGAAGAAAGAAACCACCUUAUUAACGAAAGAAAUAUUCAAAACAGAAGACAGAAAUUAGCCAAAAGCAGCAAAGAUGUCAAGGAAAGUAUGAGAAAGGAUAGAAAACAACGAAGGAUGCGAACGAUAGAAAAUUACAUUCUGAAAACCGGUGGUAUUAAAAAAGCACUCAAAGAAUUAACAGACACGAAGAACUGGAUCGUAAAAAUGAAGGAUAACCGGGGAAAAUUUAAUCACAACAGAAUUGACAUAUUAAAAACAGCUACGUCAUACUACAAAAACCUUUAUCGAAACAACACUACGCAAGCUGAAAUCAAUCUGGUGGAUACUUUGAACACCCCCAGUAUUCUCAAGGCUGAAGUCAGUAAGGCUAUCGACACUCAAAAGAGAGAGAAAGCACCCGGGCCUGACGGCAUUAGGAAGGUAAAAGAAAAAGAGGCCGACCACAGAAAAGGUGGGACGACGACGUUAGACGAGUGGCGGGAGUCACAUGGAACAGAGUGGCUCAAGAAAGAAAGGAAUGGAAAAGGUUGGAGGAGGCCUUUGCCGACUGGCAAACAGAUCUAG
Molecule: messenger RNA, 960 nt
Organism: Pectinophora gossypiella (pink bollworm)
Lineage: Eukaryota; Metazoa; Arthropoda; Insecta; Lepidoptera; Gelechiidae
Exons: 2
Coding region: 1-960 (319 amino acids)
Source: RefSeq, a predicted model, not a curated record